CGAGCACGGGGGAUGCGCCGCACUGCGCAUGAGCGGGAGGCGGCGGAAGGGCCCGUGAGGCGCCGGAGCCGCCGCCGCCGGAGGAAGACGUUGACCGCCGCCGCCCUCAGCGUCCGCCCGAACGGCGAGGGGAGCAGGCCCGCGCAGCCCUCACCAUGAACAAGUUGAAAUCAUCGCAGAAGGAUAAAGUGCGUCAGUUCAUGGUCUUCACGCAAUCUAGUGAAAAGACAGCGGUGAGUUGUCUGUCUCAGAAUGACUGGAAGCUGGAUGUUGCAACAGACAACUUCUUCCAAAAUCCUGAACUUUAUAUACGAGAGAGCGUUAAAGGAUCGCUGGACAGAAAGAAGUUAGAACAACUAUAUAACAGAUACAAAGAUCCUCAAGAUGAAAAUAAAAUUGGUAUAGAUGGUAUACAGCAGUUUUGUGAUGAUCUAGCUCUGGACCCAGCCAGCAUUACCGUACUCAUCAUUGCAUGGAAAUUCCGAGCUGCAACACAGUGUGAAUUUUCAAAGCUGGAAUUCAUGGAUGGGAUGACUGAGCUUGGAUGUGACAGCAUAGAAAAACUAAAGGCUCAGAUUCCGAAAAUGGAACAAGAGUUAAAAGAGCCAGGAAGAUUUAAGGAUUUUUAUCAGUUUACUUUCAACUUUGCAAAGAAUCCGGGACAGAAAGGUUUAGAUUUAGAAAUGGCCAUUGCCUACUGGAAUUUAGUACUUAAUGGAAGAUUUAAAUUUCUAGACUUGUGGAACAAAUUUUUGUUGGAGCAUCAUAAAAGAUCAAUACCUAAGGAUACCUGGAACCUUCUUCUAGACUUUAGUACAAUGAUAGCAGAUGAUAUGUCAAACUAUGAUGAGGAAGGGGCAUGGCCAGUUCUUAUUGAUGACUUUGUGGAAUUUGCACGCCCUCAAAUUGCUGGGACAAAAAGUACAACAGUGUAGCACUAAAGGACCCUUAUAGAGUGUACAUAGUCUGUACAAAUACCUGAAAUGGAAAAUUGCACAGUCAAUUUCUGCUGGCUGGACUGAACUGAAGAUCAAUCCUCACGGUGUGGCUGAGGGUUGAGACAAACCUUUAAGGAUACAUCAUGGACCAUAUCAUAUUUCAUCCUUCUACUGGUGGUUUGGGCUUUUCUUCUAGUCUGGACCACUCCUGCCCGUUAAAAUUCCAACAUUGUGGAUUUCAUCAUGGAUGAUUUUUUUUUUCUUUUUUGUGGACUGCCCUAGUUUCAGCUCCCAUAAGUCCGAGAAGCUUUAUAAUUAUUUUGAGGUUUCUGGUUUCACAUAAAGCACAAUGCUGGUCAUCAUCAGACAACUGUUGUACGGCAUCUGAAUUAGACAGCUCAACAUCAGGACAGUUUUUAAAAGAAUCCUUAAAUAUUCACUUGGGGCUAGUUGCAAAGACAGUCUUGACAGCACUUCCUUUAAGAGUGACAUAUUUAAGCGUACUGGGUCCGAGUUUGCUUUUUUUUAAUUAAAUUUUUUUUUUCCCUUUUCUGGAAAACUGCAGGUAUCGUCUGUGUGAGUUUGAGCGUCCGGUAAAAACAGUUACAGAAAGAACCGGGAGAACUUCAGGUGGUUGAUACUGGGGUGUCUAGGUGCCUGUCUGCAUGGCUUGAUUGUACAUCAACUGACCCUGAGAACAGUUGAAGUACCACACAACUCCUGUGCGCUUACAGCAGCCGCGGUGCGUGUUCCAGUCGGCCUCCGGUGAGAGGAGCCGCGUGCAGAAGGGUAGAUUCUAAUAUUCUCUGGGUUGUUGUCUAAGGAAAUAGAUUUCGUUGCAGUUUUGAAAUGCUUCUGGCACGGGAAAGCUUUCUCAUUUGUGUGGAAAUGUAAAACUUGAAUAUGCUGAAUUUGUGUCUUACCGUUUGCUGCACAACACGGUGUUUUAAAUUCAGGCAUGGAACUUUUAUGCUUGAGGUGUGAAGAAGCAAAUGGCCCCGCUCUAAGGAGGAGAUGGCGUGUUUGAUAUGAAACCUGGUUUUGAAACCGUUACUCUGAGAAGUAAGUUAAAUCUUCAUGACAUUUAGGUACUGCCGCUGUGGAUGACGCCGAUCUUUAAUUAUUUUGUUGAGUUUUCCUUAAAAGGACAUUUCGCUGUGGUUGCCAAAUACAGAAAAGAAGCGUAAAGCAUUUCCAGACAGACGCAGAUCAGAUACAAACUACUACACUGGCUUUGUUUCCUUAAGUUAUUUUGUUGGUUCAUCACUACUUCUUGUUGUCUUACUGCAUUUAACUAAACCAAGUUCAUUUUGUUCAGGACGGGCUUGUAUCAGAUGCGAUCCUUUAUUUUUAAUAUUACAAGAGCUCUUGAGCUGCUGUUGUGUUAAACAUGGUCUUUUACUUCCUCCUUGUUACUUGGGAAGAGAUGUUCUCUUGAGAUCAGUUCUCCUCUGUAAAAACAAGCUGCUCUGGGAAAGCAGGGAGCCUAUAGUUACCAUGAAGGUUAGAGGUGUGAGUCCAUGUGCUAGCAGUCCCACGGUAAGGCCAGAAUGAGUUCUGAAAUAGUAACCGGUACUUGCACUGAGCAGCAGAACGCUUCUAUGCAGAUGCUAAAAGGAUUUUAGGGGAGAAAAAAAAAAAGACUAUUAAAUUGCUAAAAACGUUGGUUUCUAUUCUCUGAGGUUUGACCGCGAGGCUAGCUCCCCUUCUAGCAGUGCCCUUGGACGAAAACCCAUCUGUGCAUUUAUUUCAAGAAUACGGUUCCACAGAAACACUGCAGAGCUUCUCCAGCUACUGGAAUUGGCUAUGCCAAAACCCGUGUGUUUUGCUGCUUUCAGUAUUUCCUUUUUAAGUUUUGUGUAAAUAGAAAUGGGGACUUGAAAUGAGGGGUGGGCGUGUGUGCGGAAAAAGCUCGCCGAGCUAUCGGUGCGUGCUGUUCUCUGUCUUGAGGGUUCUGGUCCGGCUUCAGAUGGAUUUGUUCACGUUCGCUGUGUUUGGGAUGAGAGCCGACUCGGUUCUUUCGGCCCAGGACAGACUUGUCCCUCAAAAGAAGUCUGAGGUUGGGUAGUGGCAUAAGGCCGUGGUGUUUUAAAGAAUAUUCCUUUUGAAUGCGAGAUCUUUUCAACGAAAUAGUGUUGUCAUCAGUUUGGUACUACGUGCUUAUAAUUACUGUGUAAUUAUAAAGAAAUACAUAAAACUUGGAUUAUGUUGCAGAAAAAGGUUAUUGGUGCUAUGAUGGCAUCUUAAAAGUUUUUGAAAACUGAACUGAAAGAAGCAUUGAUUGAACAGGGUGUUGUUCUAAGGACAAACUGCCUGGUGAGAGAAUAUUUUGUACUGCAAAGUGCUCAGAUAUGGCCAUGGGGUUUUUUUUUCCUUUGUAUCUUAUUUGGUUUGGUUUGUUUUUUUUUAAGAAUGCAGACAGUUGCUUACUUGGAUUGCUUUAAUUGGUAAGUGCUCAUGUCCUCAAUCUGAUACCCGCCCCUUAGUGGAUCAAUUUAACUUUGCCAAACGUGAAGAAAAAAGGUAAACACCAAGUUUAUAAUCUGUUUUUAUACAUUAAAUAUGUACAAAAUUAGAAGUGCCCUGAUAUAAAACACUUAAUGUCAAGGUUAUAUUUAGUAAAAAAAAAAAACAAAAAAACACAUCAUUUACAUAUCUCUGUAAGUUCAAAUGUAACUUCUUCCAAUCCCUCGCAUUACCAACAGAGGCAAUAAAGCUCCAAUGAAAUUGCCAUGACUAAGUCUUCUCAUGCAUUGUUUCAGUGUAUUAUUGGUAAGGCAUUUCUAGACUGUUCUUUAACAACAGACAAGUGUGGAAUACUCGUCCCUUGCAUAAAACACACACUCGCGGGCGGGCGAGUCUUCCUGGGGAGAACGUAUCUAUGAACUGAUGCAAUGUGUUGCCUACUGCUUAUGCUGAAUGUUUACAGGUACCGAGUGGAGCUGAUCUUAGCUGCUAUGCUGCAUUAACAUUACCUAGCAUGCAGUGGAAGACACCACACACAGUGCAUUUGUUUAAGUAAGUUAAGUUGGGUUAAAGACUACAGUACCAUAAGGUGACUUUUUUUUAUUGAACAACCUGUUAAUGCGUAACUUAUGAAUUGCUUCAGAACUGUUUUACACUGAACUCCUUGCAGAGAUCUCCUUAUUUAAGAAAAAUAUAAUUUUUUAAGAAUGCAUUUAAUAAACUUUUGUCAUUCACACUUGAUUUAAAUAA
Molecule: messenger RNA, 4154 nt
Organism: Numida meleagris (helmeted guineafowl)
Lineage: Eukaryota; Metazoa; Chordata; Aves; Galliformes; Numididae
Gene: DCUN1D1
Product: defective in cullin neddylation 1 domain containing 1
Exons: 7
Coding region: 156-935 (259 amino acids)
Biological process (GO): protein neddylation; positive regulation of ubiquitin-protein transferase activity
Cellular component (GO): ubiquitin ligase complex
Molecular function (GO): cullin family protein binding; ubiquitin-like protein binding; ubiquitin conjugating enzyme binding
Source: RefSeq, a predicted model, not a curated record